Cetraspora pellucida is the source of this 366-nucleotide messenger RNA. The record is from the annotation of a GenBank genome assembly. NCBI's taxonomy places the organism in Eukaryota, Fungi, Glomeromycota, Glomeromycetes, Diversisporales, Gigasporaceae.
AUGAAUAAUACUAAUCAAGAUACCUCUGGUUCAAGAACUCCAACACAAUCAAACAUGAAAGAAAUUGCUAGAAUGUUGGAUAUCAUAUUUGAAAAUUUAAAUGAAACUAAUUUCAAAUUACAUUAUAUUAAUGAAGUAUUUGAGCAACACCAAGAAACUGUUUCUAUUCAAGCUACAAAGUUUCAAGAUAUGCAUAAUAAUUUGAAUACAAACUUUCAAAAAAUUAUUUCUAAUUUAAGCAUGCAAAUCUUAGAAAUUAAAGAUAAAGUUAUUGAAACUACUAAUAAUCAAAAAAAUAUAUUACAUAUUCUUGAAGACAUUAGAAUUGAAAACUCUCACAAGCCUCUUUUAGAAAUUAUUAAUUGA